Molecule: messenger RNA, 2722 nt
Organism: Zea mays
Lineage: Eukaryota; Viridiplantae; Streptophyta; Magnoliopsida; Poales; Poaceae
Product: ubiquitin carboxyl-terminal hydrolase 22
Exons: 4
Coding region: 210-1838 (542 amino acids)
Biological process (GO): protein deubiquitination
Molecular function (GO): zinc ion binding; cysteine-type deubiquitinase activity
Source: RefSeq, a predicted model, not a curated record
UUAAACCCGCUUUUUUGCACUAAAACGUGCUUUUCGGCCCGCUUUUUUCGUGCUACCGUUUAGGCCCACUGUGGGUCGGGCUCGGACAGAGAAUCAAGCUCACGGGUUUAAAAGGCCCGGCCCCAGUUUUCUAAUCGUUCCUCGCGGGCCAGACUUCAUCCGACCGGGCCGGGCCGGGCGGCCCAUUUGACCAUCUUUACCAAUAGGCAAUGGCAUGCGAAGUUCGGUGCCAUGCGCCCGUGCCCCAGCAACCCAGCGGAUCCCGAUAUCGCAGUGCUAGUGUGCUACGCGCAGUGAGUGAACCAAUACCGUCACGGCGUCACUCAUCCGUCCAUCCCCGCGACCGCACCGCCACCGCCAUCGGACCAGAGUACCAGACCACCACCUCCCCCCGCACCACGCUGCCACACUCCACCGGCCGCACCCCCACCCCGACCCGGCCACCCCGUCACCCGCCGCCGCCGUCCCCACCACAGCACACCCCGGUCCGUCCCCUCCCCUCCCCGAUGUCCACCCCGUCCGUGCCACCGCCCUGCCCGCACCUCGCCGCGCACCGCCUGUCCUCACGCCCGCUGCGCUUCCUCCGCCGCUGCCUGCGCGUGCGCCCGCUCGGCCGCCCCGAGAUCCGGCGGGACCCGCGCGAGCUCCCGCGCUGCUCGCCCUGCUCCGCCGCGUCCCCGUCCCCCACCUCCCGCCUCUACGCCUGCCUCUCCUGCGCCGCCGUCUUCUGCCCCUCCCACGCCGCCACGCACGCCUCCGCCUCCGCGGGGCCCGGCCACCAGAUCGCCGUCGACGUCGACCGCGCCGAGCUCUUCUGCGCCGCCUGCGGGGACCAGGUCUACGAUCCCGACUUCGACCACGCCGUCUUCCUCGCCCAGUCCUCCUCGCUUCUCCCCUCCACCUCCACCUCCUCCGCCUCCGCCUCCGCCUCCCCGGCCCUCCGCAAGCGCCGGCGCGUCGAUUACCGCGCGUGGGCGCCAGAUCCGGCCGAGUUCGCGCUCAUGACCUCCGCGGACCCCACCACCUCCGCCUCAGCCUCCGCGCCGGCGGGGCUGCGGGGGCUCAACAACCUCGGCAACACCUGCUUCAUGAACUCCGUGCUCCAGGCGCUCCUCCACGCGCCCCCGCUCCGGAACUACUUCCUCGGUGAUCGCCACAACCGGUUCCUCUGCCCGCGCCGCACGCCCGUCAGGCACCGCGCCUCAGACGCCGACAGGGUCGCGUGCCUCGCGUGUGAUCUCGACGAGAUCUACUCCGCGGCCUUCUCCGGGGACCGCACGCCAUACAGCCCCGCCAAGUUUCUAUAUAGUUGGUGGCAGCAUGCAUCAAACCUUGCAAGCUACGAGCAACAGGAUGCUCAUGAAUUCUUUAUUUCCAUCCUUGAUCAUAUCCAUGAAAAUAUAAAGGAUGAUCAACAAAAGUCAUAUGCCCAAGGCCAUGGGGAUUGUUGCAUUGCUCACAGAGUGUUUUCUGGUAUCCUGAGGUCAGAUGUCACCUGCACAAGCUGUGGGUUCACAUCCACAACUUUUGAGCCCUGUAUGGACAUUUCCUUAGACAUGGAUGCAGGAGAUAACAGUUCUUUUGGUGUUGCAAACACAAAGUCGCAUGUGCGCAAUGGAGAGCGAGGCUUGGCUGGCGUGAAUUCCAAGGUAUUAACUCUAAUGAGGUGUUUGGAGAGGUUUACAAGGUCUGAGAGACUUGAUGCCGAGCAGAAGUUCUUCUGUGAACACUGCAACGAGAGGCAAGAGUCCCUGAAGCAAAUGUCCAUUCGCAGGCUUCCAUUAGUUUCCUGCUUUCACAUAAAGAGAUUUGAGCAUUCGUCAGUCAAAAAGGAGUAGAUAUGGUAACCGUAUAUUUCCUGCAGAAGCUAGUGACGCGGACGCAGUUUCAGAAGUGUCGUCAGAAUUCGAAAUAUUUGCGGUGAUCACACAUAGCGGUAAGCUAGAAGCUGGCCAUUAUGUGACAUAUCUGAGGCUAAACAAUCAUUGGUACAAAUGUGAUGAUGCCUGGGUAACCAGAGUUGAGGAGCAUACCGUCAGGACUUCUCAGGCAUACAUGCUCUUCUACGUGCAGAAGACGUUUUACUACAAAGCUUGUGAAAGAGCAGCCACAGUCUGAUCUGAAGCAAACAUUGAUGACACAACUCCAGACCACCAUAAAUUUAUUUGUCACCGAAUCAGAUACACAUGUAGUAGUAGUUCGUCAAUCGAGAGGGAAAACGGGCGCCGUAUCCACAGCACAGCCAUGGCCUGUCAAAUCUUUUCGUUCUCCACUGACCUGUAGUUCCAAUCAGAGAGAAAGCUUUUUCGGCAGAUUUUUUUCUUUACAGACAGACAUCUGCCCAAGCGAAGAUGCUUGAAUUUAUGCAUUGAGUUAUAUUGUGCUGGCUAAUGGAUAUGUUGUGGCGAUUUCCUUAAUACUCAGGUGCUUCACCGUUUGGUACCUGUGGUGGUGACUGGCGAGGAUGCUCUUAACCAGUUGUGCUUGUGUUCAAUAUAAGGUGGAGCAAGGAAGAGGAGUAUAAAACGUGGAAAGAAAACAUAAAGAAAGGGAACCGAUUUUUUUUUAAUGUGUUCCUGUCAGCAAUUGCAUUCUUGUUCUACUGAAGGUAGAGGGUUUCUUGCUGAUACCGAUUGUUGUGUAUUUGCUCCCUUGCCUUUUUUUCGCUUGGUCUUUGUCUUAAUGAAUGAGCUGAAAUCUAUAGCAGUUGUCAUAGUGCCCA